AUGCACGGGUCCUCGUGGUCCUCGAUCUCAUCGUUUCUUGCUCUCCCUCUGAUUCAGACCCUGGAGCUCGCCGGAAACGCAGCGCAGGACAACAAGAAGAACCGGAUCGUGCCGCGCCACAACCAGCUGGCCGCGCGCAACGACGAGGAGCUGAGCCGGCUGCUGGGUUCGGUCACCAUCGCCGCCGGCAAGGUGCUGCCCAGCAUCCACACCACGCUGCUCCCCAAGAAGGCCGGCAAGGGCAAGGGCGACAUCGGCUCUGCUUCCCAGGAGUUCUAGAUUAGAUCAGUUUUGUGAAUGUUUUGGUUUGGUGUGUCAUCGAUGUUGGUGGUGGAUCUGGUUG
Messenger RNA from Triticum aestivum (bread wheat), 343 nucleotides. RefSeq names its product probable histone H2AXb. Gene Ontology annotation, molecular function: structural constituent of chromatin; protein heterodimerization activity; DNA binding. The coding region runs from base 1 to 279 and encodes 92 amino acids. The transcript has a single exon. The record is from RefSeq and is a predicted model, not a curated record. Gene Ontology annotation, cellular component: nucleosome. NCBI's taxonomy places the organism in Eukaryota, Viridiplantae, Streptophyta, Magnoliopsida, Poales, Poaceae.